AUGGAUAGCCUUGGCGGUUUUCCUGUCAUCUUCAAGGAUCGUUCCAAAUACAGUCACUACAAAGCUGGAUUGGACAUUGACUUGAGCCCAAUGUUCCCUGGAGAAAAGAUUUCCGUUGCCGCCUGGAAGGAAUCUGUUCGCAUCGAUGUCAAGAAUGGUUCCAAAGCCUCUUUUGGAAAGUCAGUCGGCAUCCUAGGUAAAUUCGAGUCCGGUAGAACCUUGAGCCGCAAGGGUGCUUUGAUGGAUGACUUUGUUGAAUGUGGUCAAGAGUGGCAAGUUCUUCCUACCGAACCCAUGCUCUUUCAUGAGACUUCUGUACCACAAUUCCCUGCCAAAUGUGUUGAACUAGAAGAUCCACAGGGUGAACGCCGACGCCGCCGACUGGACGAAUCUGGUAUCAAGGAAAAGGAAGCCGAGGCAGCUUGCGCGAGGCUCGAAGAUCCAUCGGAUCGCAAAGGCUGCGUUUAUGACAUUAUUGUAACUCAAGACUUGGAUAUUGCCGGCGCGUACUAA
This is a messenger RNA of Cylindrotheca closterium, 513 nucleotides long. The record is from the annotation of a GenBank genome assembly. NCBI's taxonomy places the organism in Eukaryota, Bacillariophyta, Bacillariophyceae, Bacillariales, Bacillariaceae.